Prionailurus viverrinus (fishing cat) is the source of this 966-nucleotide messenger RNA. RefSeq names its product olfactory receptor 7D2. The record is from RefSeq and is a predicted model, not a curated record. Gene Ontology annotation, biological process: G protein-coupled receptor signaling pathway. NCBI's taxonomy places the organism in Eukaryota, Metazoa, Chordata, Mammalia, Carnivora, Felidae. Gene Ontology annotation, cellular component: membrane. The transcript has a single exon. Gene Ontology annotation, molecular function: G protein-coupled receptor activity; olfactory receptor activity. The coding region runs from base 28 to 966 and encodes 312 amino acids.
GUCUUCCUUCAUAGAUAUAUCAGGUACAUGGAAGUAGGAAACCAAACAGGAAUUUUAGAGUUCAUCCUCCUUGGGUUCUCUGAAGAUCCAGAACUGCAGCCCUUCAUAUCUGGGCUGUUCCUGUCCAUGUUCCUGAUCACUGUGCUUGGGAACCUGCUCAUCAUCCUGGCCAUCUGCUCUGACCCCCACCUCCACACACCCAUGUACUUCUUCCUCUCCAACUUGUCCUUGGUCGACAUCAGUUUCAGCUCCACCAUCGUGCCCAGGAUGCUGGUGAGCAUCCACACAGAGAACAAAGCCAUCUCUUAUAUGGACUGCCUCACUCAGGUCUAUUUUUCCAUGUUUUUUCCUAUCCUGGACACUCUCCUCCUGACCGUGAUGGCCUAUGACCGGUUUGUGGCCAUCUGCCACCCCCUGCACUACAUGGUCAUCAUGAACCCACCCCUCUGUGGCCUGCUGGUUUUUGUUACCUGGUUUAUUGGUGUCAUGACCUCCCUUCUUCAUAUCUUUCUGAUGAUGCAUCUGAGAUUCUGUGGAGAUCUCAAAAUUCCACAUUUCUUCUGUGAACUGACACAGAUUCUCAAGUUGGCCUGCUCUGACACCUUCCUGAACCGCACAUUGAUAUACUUUAUGACUGGUGUGCUAGGUGUUUUUCCCCUUGUCGGGAUCCUUUUCUCCUACUCACGAAUUGCUUCAUCCAUAAGGAAGAUGUCUUCAGCUGGGGGAAGGCAAAAAGCAUUUUCCACCUGUGGCUCUCACCUCUCAGUGGUUUCUUUAUUUUAUGGGACAGGUGUUGGAGUUUACUUCACUUCUGCAGUGACUCACUCCCCCAAGAAAGUCUCAGUGGCCUCGGUGAUGUACACCGUGGUCACUCCUAUGUUGAACCCCUUCAUCUACAGCCUGAGGAACAAGGAUGUGAAGGGGGCACUGGGAAGGCUUUUCAGUAGAGUGGCUUCUUGUCUGUGA